Desarmillaria tabescens is the source of this 408-nucleotide messenger RNA. RefSeq lists its product as uncharacterized. The transcript is spliced from 2 exons. The coding region runs from base 75 to 365 and encodes 96 amino acids. NCBI's taxonomy places the organism in Eukaryota, Fungi, Basidiomycota, Agaricomycetes, Agaricales, Physalacriaceae. The record is from RefSeq and is a predicted model, not a curated record.
CCUUGCUCUUUCUUUUCUACCAUCACGACGACCAGGUUCCAUACAAUUUAUUCUCAUUUCACUUAUAUUUUCGCAUGCCCCUUCUUCUGCGACUUCUAGACUCUCUUGCAAUGUUUUCAACCACUGGUGGAUGGAGUAGCCGUCCCGGACUUGAAGGCGCCGUGAACAGGAGUACGUAUCUAGGCUGGUUCGAUGUGCUUGAUACUGGCAAAAUUUUUGCCGUACUCCAACCUCAGGCCUUAGGAACCAAGGACCGACGCUUAGGGUCGACAAUCUCGAGAGACGAUGAGCAGGAUCCAAGAGGUGUCAUGGUCGAUAUGGAGAUGAAUAUCUGGUUACCGGAAGAAUGGAUUGAGGUGGACUAAUUCUUAGAGUCAUUUCUUUCUCCCUCCGAAAGGUCUAGUGCCA